Messenger RNA from Danio rerio (zebrafish), 1103 nucleotides. It is a transcript of the gene ms4a17c.1, whose product is annotated as membrane-spanning 4-domains, subfamily A, member 17C.1. The record is from RefSeq and is marked provisional. NCBI's taxonomy places the organism in Eukaryota, Metazoa, Chordata, Actinopteri, Cypriniformes, Danionidae. Gene Ontology annotation, cellular component: membrane.
AGACAUCCACAACUUCAACUCAUUUCAUUUCAGGUGAGAUUGCUCUUAGAAUGGAAAGCAGCAAGAUCAUCUCCACUGAAAAAGCGACAGUCGUCAUCCAAAUAAAUCCACAAGUGACACAACUUAGUAGUGAUGACGGACAGGAGGCCAAUACGCCUCUUCAAGGAUUUUUCAAAUCACAACCAAAGGCACUGGGGACUGUCCAGAUAAUGAUUGGAGUAAUAGUCUUCUUACUUGGUACUGUACUCACCUUCAAUGUGCGCUAUCAACCUGCAAUUGUGGUCUUUAGUGGAAUCACCUACUGGGGAUCUUUCAUUUACAUCAGUGCUGGAUCUCUGUCUGUUGUUGCACAGAAUCAUCUUCAUCUGUGUGUGGUGAAAGCGUCUCUUGGAAUGAAUGUGUUCAGUACCGUUACUUCAGGAAUAGCCAUUAUUCUGCUAGGCAUAGACUUUGGUCUACUGAUCUCUCCUUCAUGUGACUAUUCUUCUUACUAUGGAAAUGUUGGGAUCUGUGAAUUUCGUCAGGGGAUUUUUGGAAUUUUGCUGAUCUUCUCCAUCCUUCAGUUCAUUAUCUCCAUCUGUAUCUCAGGAUUUGCCUGUAAAGCCACCUGUAACAGUGAAUCAGUGGUCAAUGUGGCAUUAAAUCAAUCUAUUUAGCAGCUAUCAAGCAACAAGAUUCAAAGUCAGGGUUUUAGACUUCAUGGUUUAUGGAUCUUGUUAAACAAGAACGCAAGAAUAUUAAAACACAGUGAGGAGAUCGUAACAUCCGAAGAUUACACCGAGUUUAUAUGUAAUAAUCGUGAUUUUAUUUUUCUUCAUUUUUUUUGAGUAUCUGUCACAACAGAGCAAAGAUAUGCAUCUAAGAAUUUAGCUCCUGAAUUGAUCAAACACAUAAGCAAUAUCUGCAUAACUAGACAAUUACAAGAAAGAGAGAGUUUUUAUCAGGGGUGCAGCUCUACUUGCAUGUUGAAAUUUAUCUUAAGACAAAACAUCUAAUUGUAAAUCCUCAAUCCUGAUUUUUUUUUUGUCUGUGUACCGAAACCGAAAGAAAUUGUGACAUGUAAUAUUUAGAGCUUGUUUUAUAAAUAAAGAUAUGAAACAAAG